Molecule: messenger RNA, 438 nt
Organism: Prorocentrum cordatum
Lineage: Eukaryota; Dinophyceae; Prorocentrales; Prorocentraceae
Source: the annotation of a GenBank genome assembly
AUGCAGAGAAGCGGAGAUGCAGCAGGCUGCGACCACAGCCACCCCAGCCUGGCUCGAAAGAGGCAGCCGCGCGAGGAGGAGGACGAGGAGGAGGAGGGGAGGAAGAGGGAGAGGCGGAGGAGGGAGCGAGAAAGACACCGGAAGCGGCGCUCGAGCCAACCUGCGAUGGGCGAGCCGUGGCGCGCGUCGGGGGCUGGGAAAGCAGCAGACGUGCAGAAUUCGGGAUCCCUUAUUGCCCAGAAGCCGUCAGAUAUGUUAUCAUAUGUUCCUCGAGCAGCGAACACGUACCCGCGUCGAAGAUGCCAUCACGGCGGCGUUCGUACCACAGCCAUGCAAGUGGUGAGCACGGCACACGCCAAUGAUGCCGAUGCAGACUGCCAACUACGCCCAACGGCUCGUGGGGCAUUGCGGUCUGCAGUCAGGAUGCAUGCGACCUGA